UCCACAUCCUUGCAAAUGGCAAGAUUUCAUUCUUUUUAUGGUUGCUCUUGUUUUUAAAACAAACAUUAGGCUAUCAAACUCAUGCAUAUUUCUGAACUCCAACCCUCAGGUGAAUGCAUGCAAUCAAUUCAAAAUACCAAAAGCCAGACUAUUAAAUUGCAGCUCACCCUGGUAACUAAAAAACAAUCUAUGUUGAGAACACCCACAAAGAUGUCUUUCAAAAAAAUAUAUUAAGAAGCAAUGUUAACAAAAUAUAUUUUUUGGAACAAUGAAAGGAGGAAAUGAGAAAGCCUUGAAGAUUUGAAUCUUUAGUAUACUCAUCCUUUUGGCUAUAUGGCUGAUACUUCCUAAGGUCAUGACACAGGCUAACUGAGUAAUUUUUCUUCCCACAGCCAUGGCCACAGCAAAGUCCACCCCUGAUGAGCCCCUGCUCAGAGGCAAAAGAAGGCAUGAUCUCCAAGAGAUGCUGACAGAAGUAGGACUGGUACUUGAGUACUGGUUACCCAAGUUGCAGGAACAUCUGGGUGUGACCUGUGCCCAGGCCUUAUAACACCUAGAAGAAAAAGACCUCCAAAAGCUGAAAUCCCAAGCACGACAUUCCUGGGAAAAAGGAGCCCUGGAGAUGCUUCUUAACCUGUCACACUCAGAUAGUCUUUCAGAGUUACAGGAGUCUGUGUUGGAAAUGAGAAAGAAAAUGCAGAAGCAGGCAGAGCAGGCACAGCAGGAGCUAAAAGACUUGCUGUCAGAAAGGAGGCAGCAACAGGAAGAAGCAGUGAGGAAAAAAGAGGCAGAGCUUAGGCCGGCAAUGGAGAUCCCCGAAAAGUACUGGCUACCUCCCCAAAAGUCCCUAAAAGAAGUCAUGGAAAACAUUCAGAAACAACUCAACUUCAUGGAGGAGACACCAUCUCACAGGCAAAACCUCCCAGAUAGAGAUCUGGUGAGAUGGGCAUCUGGAGGGUUGGCCCUGCAUGGGAUUUACAAAACCAGCAAUCAAAGGGAUCUGAUAGAGAAGAGAGAGGAGCUACUCAGUGUCCGAAAGGAGUUCUCACUCUUUGGCCCUGAGCAGGGCACAAGGAUGGAAACAAAAGAAUUUACAUCUUUUCAAGCAGAAUCCAUGUUCACCCAGAUUAUGGAGAAGCUGGGCUUCAGUGCAGCUGCCUCAGCCAAGGGUGAAGGUUGGGGAUUUAGCCUGGAAGCUAGUGUAGAUCACAGCAAAUAUUCAGAAUCUAAGAAAACCCGACAAUCACAUUCUAAGCACUCUUAUUUUUGCUCAACCAAGUUCAGCUACAUCCCACUGGCUUCCUGCCACUUUCCCAUUGAUCAGCUCCAGUUAACCAAGGCUGCUCUGCAGGAACUGAAAUGCAUUGAAGAUCUUCUGGGUCAGUCUGCAGGCCUAGACAGACUCCCCUUGCUAAAGGCCGGGACUGAAGCCUUCUUCCACAGGUUUGGCUUUCGUGCUAAUCAGGGCCCUCUGCACCUGGGAGGAAUCUACUGGUGGAAAGCCAUUUCAGAGGGUUUCCAAAGUGAGCAACUGGCAGAAGUGAAAAAGCAGUCAGCAGAAGCCCUGGAUAUUUAUAUAAAGGGCAGCUACAGUGGCCUUGGAAUGCGAGUUGCUGCAGGUGUGGAUGGGACAGACUCUUAUUCAAAAACAGACUCUGAGAGCACAAGCUUCCAAAAUCUCCAAACCAAAAUCCAAUUAUUGGUGGCCCAGACAGGUGGCCCACCAGAAGCAAAUGGCCUUUUCCAGUGGAAAGCUGGCCUAGUGGCCAGUAAUCAAACCUGGUGUGUCACUGACCGGGGAAUUCAGCUGGUGCCCAUUCGGGACAUCCUCCUCUCCAGCCACAGAAGUGAUUUUAAGGAUCCUCUUCAGGUAGCUAUCUGCCUGAAAGACAGCUAUACUGCUCUCAUUGGCUUGACUUCCUAGAUCCAGAAUGGAGAGGAAUUAUUGAGUGUUGUGAAGGAGGCUAGGGUUUUCCUAGAAGAAGUGAAAUCCUGGGAGGUAUCUGAUCCUGAAGAGCAGCUUAAAAAACUGAUAAAUUUCAUGCAAAUGUUGAGUCAAAAAAUAAAAACUUAUGACACUUGGAUUAACAUAUGCCUCACAGAUAGGGAUCUACAGAAUUUUCUGGUAAACACUGUCAACUUUUGCAAAAGGUCUCCCAUAUAUAAAACAAAAUUUAUUAAAUCUCAGUUGCGCAGCCUUUUGGAUCCUCACAUCUAUAGUGUGACAAACUUUCCUCAGGCUCAUUCUAUCAUGCGAUGGAUCUUCUGGUCAGAGUCAGAGCAGAAGCAUAUCAACAUCUCCCAAUUUUCUGAAUUAAUUAAAAUCUUAAAAGAAACCAAAAAUGACUUCAUGGAAGUAAACACCAAAUCUGAGUCCCCAGAAAUAGUGGAGGAAGCCCAAAGAAAGGCAAUUUAUAAGGUCAGCCAGUCUCUUGGCUGCUUCUUGAAUUACCCCCAAAAAAUAGAGCAGCCAGACAUACAGCGCUUGCUACUUUCCACUGCAGCUGGUGCAGGUUAUCACAUGGUAAACAAUACUUUUCAGUAUCUCCUAGGGUGUGAUGAGUUAGAAUUCCUACUGAGUGAAAUGCAAACUGCCCAUGAUAAAUACCAGGAGCUCAAAAAUAUUUGCAGCUACAGGGCUCAAGCAUUCCUGGUGCUCACAUGUCUGACAGCCACUGUUACAGCUCUUUCUCCAAAGGAGAAAACACAACGCUUGACAUUUGUAGAGCGCCUGAGACAAUCAUUGUCUGAAGAAGUUGUACAUGUCCUCACCAAACCUGGAGCAGAUUAUGAUUGGGAAAACCUAGAGAAAGACUUGAGAUUGCUCAUUGAUGGGAAUUAUGAAGCCACCAUCUCUUCAUUGCAAAUGGAUGAGGUGAAAAAACAUUUGCAAGGUAUCUUCCAUGAAAAGGAACCGCCUCAGGAACCACAUGAUAAUGAAAGCAACAAAUGGGAGGCCACAGAAAAUGCAGCCUUCUUAGAAUUACUCCAGCGUCUAGGCCUAGAACAGUACUACCCAAAAAGGAUGAGCAGAGCUAACUUCCAUCUGAUCUACAAGACUUCUGUGUAUAACACCCAGCCCAGCUCUGAGCGGGAGCUUCCCUUCUACUUCCUACAGAAGUUACUAAUGCUAGAUUAUGGGCUGAGAUACCUGGUCUUCAAAGACGAUGGAAACACAGAGAAUCAAGUCUCUCCAAGUGCCUCAAAUCAGAAAAAUGAGGCUUUCGAUCCAUAUGAAGACUUUUCUGAAGACAGUGAUAGUCCCACUAAUCCUUCAGCCACUAAUUCCAGGCCCCAUAUUCACCCUAUGGAUAUUCAGAUGGCAAUUCUUCACUGUACAGAUGAUUUUGCAAGACAAUAUAUUCUGUCCAAACUUUCCAUUUGUCAGUUUGCCCUCCCUCUUCUUACACCUAAUCCCUGCAAUUCUCAAAAUGAAUUCUCUCUGUGGUCUCUCAGUCAAAUUAGGAGAAGCUGGCAGCAAGCAAGGAAAUCACAAAAAGAGGAGAAGAACAAUUAUAACAAUCAGCAGAUGUGUCGUGUCUCUACCCCCAUUGUGUCCUUUAUUAGGGUUGGAAAUGGCUUCUCUGCUUCCAAAUCUCAGAUUAUGAAGUGUCUUCUCAGUAAACAUUAACAUGAUAUCUUUUUUCAUCGACACUGCAGAGGGAGCAGCAAAGACUAUCUCUUGAUGGUGGGUGUAGUGGAAAUCUGCUGGUUCUGUCCUGGGGGGGAAGAUAAGGGCAGAUUUGACAACUGUUUGACCUUCACCAAUCUUCAUGGAGAUGCCAAGGAACAUAAGAAGCUACUCACCUUCCUGCAGGAGAUCUCUUCUCUCAUUGUGGUGCUCAUGGCAACUUCUGAUGACAAUAAAGAAAACCAAAAAAUUGUCCAUGGCCUGUGUCAGCUAUCAAAACCUUUGAUCUGUUUGUUGGAUGACAAAGAAAAAAUCAGGGCCAAUAAUUCUGGACAAAAGGUGAGAAUUGGGAUCAGGAACAGAAAUGAGGCAGAAUUAACAGAGGAGCUCAAAACUACAAUCAGAGAUUUGCUAGAGUUCUCUGACACUGCUUUGAGCUUAGAGGACUGUGCCCAGAUUGCUCGAAAGCAAGGAUUCCUUAUUGAUGAGGACCAGGGAAACUGCAAAUAAGCCAAAGAAAAGGCAGAGAUUCUCAUGACCCUAUUAGAAGACAUGCAGAUAUCUCAGAUGAAGGAAAAAUUACUACCCCUUCAGGGACAGCUCUGGCAUCUUUGGUGUAAAAAGGACAAAGAACUCUAUCAUCUGAGAGAAAAGGGAAAUCGGAGCAUUGAACAACACAAGAGUGAGAUUGAGGUAGAUAAACAAUUAAUACGGAGGGAACAAUUGACCAGAGCCUUUCCUCUCAAUGAGUUAAUGCAAUCUGUCCUUAUAAUUAGCCAAAAACAUUCCGAAACUCAUACCAAACUCUACUUCUUACAAUGGCUGAGUGUGUUCUUGGACAACCUGACUGCAGGACACUUGGAAAAACUGAAUGAAAAGAAAAAGUCUUUGUGGUCAUUGGUACAAAAAGAAAAGCAAAAGGCACCAAAGAACACCUCCCUGAAACAUUGGCAAAAUGAGAUAGAAGCUAUUUCUACAGAGAUUAGUGACUGCACCUUGGGAAUUGAGCAACUUCUCAGAGAAGUAGGCCAGAUCUAUGAAGCUCUGGAAGAAAUUUCUUCCACAAGAGAUAUUGUUUUUCUCUCCCUUCCCCAGAUUGCUGCAGAUCUAAUGAUAUCUGGUGUUCCCAUUGAGCUGAUGGAUGGGGAUGCUUCAUAUGUGCCUCUAAAAUGGGUAGCAGCUAUUUUUGACAAGGUCUCUGAGAAACUUGGAGACAAACGGCUGUUUGUUCUCUCUAUCCUUGGCCUGCAGAGCUCAGGGAAGUCCACCCUGCUGAAUGCCCUUUUUGGGCUACAGUUCACUGUCAGUCCUGGGAGGUGUACCCGGGGGGCCUACAUGCAGCUCCUGAAAGUGGAGGAGACAUUCACAGAGGAACUUGGAUUUGACUUUAUGCUUGUUGUGGACACAGAAGGAAUUCGGGCCCCAGAACUCAGCAGCAAAUCCCAGAAUCAUGACAAUGAGUUGGCAACCUUUGCUAUCGGACUUGGAAACUUGACUCUGAUCAAUAUUUUUGGGGAAAAUCCAUCAGAAAUGCAAGAUAUUCUACAAAUAGUUGUCCAAGCCUUUCUAAGGACGAAAGAAGUAAAAAUCUCCCCAAGUUGCCUUUUUGUCCAUCAGAAUGUGGGGGAAGUUACAGCUAAAGACCAAGCUGUGGAAGGACUAAGACGGCUAGAGCAGCGACUGGAUGAAAUGGCAGCAACAGCGGCUGGACAAGAACAGUGCUCAGGUGUAACCCACUUCAGUGAUGUCAUUAAGUUUAAUAUCAAUACUCACGUCUACUACUAA
Molecule: messenger RNA, 5416 nt
Organism: Callorhinus ursinus (northern fur seal)
Lineage: Eukaryota; Metazoa; Chordata; Mammalia; Carnivora; Otariidae
Product: interferon-induced very large GTPase 1-like
Molecular function (GO): GTP binding
Source: RefSeq, a predicted model, not a curated record